This is a messenger RNA of Benincasa hispida (wax gourd), 1073 nucleotides long. The record is from RefSeq and is a predicted model, not a curated record. Lineage: Eukaryota; Viridiplantae; Streptophyta; Magnoliopsida; Cucurbitales; Cucurbitaceae.
UUCCAUAGUAUCAACUCCUUAACCUUGGGGUUUAAUAUGUAUUGGAGGCCUUUUUGCCUUAAAUUACACUGUCCAAUCACUAUCAAAAUCACAAUUAUGAUGAAGAAAGCACGUUCAGCAUUCAGUAGUCAUCAACUAGCAAUCCGGAUACCAAUUCUCCAGAAGAUAAUCUCCUCUUGUUUUAACUUCAUAGCACUCAGAUCGUGUCCAGGUAUCAAGAAUGCAUUAUUAUGCGUGGAUAGUAUUGCUUCAUGUUUUAUGCAGAGGGCCAAGGAGAAAGGUUGUGAGACUUCGACACAUCCAACCUUGGAUGGUGCUGCUAUGGAGACAGAGUGGUGUUCGGUGUGUUUGUCAAAAGUAAUGGAGAGAGAGGAAGCGCGAGUUCUUCCUUGCCAACACGAGGUUCACAAGAUAUGCGUCGAGAGGUGGUUCCAUGAUUGCCAGAAACAGAAAACUUGUCCAAUUUGUCGGUUUUGGAUGAGAGAUGAGGAUGUUCAGACUACAGAAGUGCUUACAGAGGAGAUGGUAAUCUGGUUCACUUGUUUUCAGGUUAUUAUAGUCUGGGUUACAAUAAUCUAUGUUUGGGGUGCAGAUUAUUAUAAUAGCCGGAUAUAACAAUAUGUAAAUUAAAUGCAUGUUAUCUUAGGGGGCAUUUGGGGCACUGAGUAGGUUAUAAUAGUAUGUGUUUGGGGUACAGAUUAUUGUGUUUGGAUUGCAGGUUAUUAUAGUUUGUGGUAUAUUAGUUUGUGUUUGGUGUGCAGGUUAUUAUAGUAUGUGGUAUAAUAGUUUGUGUUUGUUGUGCAGGUUAUUAUAGUCUAGGUUACAAUAAUCUAUGUUCGGGGUGUAGAUUAUUAUAAUAGUCGGUUAUAAUAGUAUGUAAAUUAAAUGCAUGUUAUCUUAGUAUAUAUCACAAUUAAUUCUACUUUUCCGUAUAUAAAAGGAAAAAAAUUAAAUGAAAAUAUCAUAUUUUCAUGAAGCUAAAUAAAAUUGUUUGUUCCACUAAUUUGUAUAAAAUGUGUUGAACAUUGCAUUGUCCCCAUUCCAUCAAUUUUAACCUUGUUUGAUGUAUCAAA